AGCUGUGUCCAAUCACAGCUGAUCACAUGGGACAUGUACACUGAUCAUCAGAGCACUGAUGAUCAGUGUAGCCCCAGCAGUGUCACCUGUCAGUGUCCAUCAGUGCCAGCUGUCAGUGCUGAACAGUGCAACGUGCCACUGCCCAUCAGUGCCACAUGAAUGCCACAUAUCAGUGCCUACCAGUGCACAUCAAUGCCACAUAUCAGUGCUCAUCUGAGCUGCCUAUCAGUGCCACCUACCAGUGCUGCCAAUCAGUGCCAGUCAGUGCCGCCUAUCAGUGUGCAUCAGUGCCAGUCAGUUCUGCCUAUCAGUGCUGCCUUUCAGUGCCCAUCAGUAAUGCCUGUCAAUGCCCAUCAGUGCCACCUACCAGUGCCUCCUCAUCAGUGUCCAUCAGUGCAGCCUAUCAGUGCCCAUCACUGCAGCCUCAUUAGCGCACAUCAGUGAAGGAGAAAAAUCACUUAUUUACAAAAUUUUGAAACAAAAACUAAGAAAAAAUGUUUUUUGUUUCCAAAAUUUUCAGUGGUUUUUGGUUUGUUUUAAGAAAAAAUAA
This is a messenger RNA of Staurois parvus, 550 nucleotides long. Lineage: Eukaryota; Metazoa; Chordata; Amphibia; Anura; Ranidae. The record is from the annotation of a GenBank genome assembly.